CGCCAUGGCUGGCGCCGCUGCCGCUGGCGCAAGCGGCGUGCCCGAGCAGCAAGGCUGCGGCAGCGGGGACGCAGCUGCCGGUUUGCUUGCCUGCGGGCGUUGCCGCGAACUCUGAAGCGGGCCAAGACUUGACUGCGCUGCUGCGAGAGAUAGCGGGCUUGCUCGCAGAGGUGUGGGGCAAGGAGCUGGCGCACGCGCUGGCGCACCACUGUGUCUUGGACUUGCCGCCGGACCAAGGGCUUGACUUGUUCGCGCGAAUCAAGCGAAUGAGCCGGGCGGAGGUCCAGCUUAUGGUGGGAGGCUUAUAG
Effrenium voratum is the source of this 308-nucleotide messenger RNA. The record is from the annotation of a GenBank genome assembly. Lineage: Eukaryota; Dinophyceae; Suessiales; Symbiodiniaceae.